Molecule: messenger RNA, 2807 nt
Organism: Patella vulgata (common limpet)
Lineage: Eukaryota; Metazoa; Mollusca; Gastropoda; Patellidae
Product: sushi, von Willebrand factor type A, EGF and pentraxin domain-containing protein 1
Exons: 10
Coding region: 477-1715 (412 amino acids)
Source: RefSeq, a predicted model, not a curated record
CACUGCCUCCAGUCGUACCAAAUGCUGCACCUAUCACAGACUCACGAAUUAUAGGCGCAAACGUAACGUAUGGUUGUAAUGAUGGGUAUAAAUUAGUCGGGGGAGACCCGAUUUUGGAUUGUCAAUCUGAUCAAACGUGGACAAAUGUCACUUUUGCGUGUAAUCCAGUUUGUGCAGAGCCGCUAGUUAUAGAAAAUGCAACUGUUGUCUAUGCUGAUAAAUUUGUUGGUAGUAAUUCCACAUAUUCCUGUGAUCCUGAAACAGUUCCAGAUGGUUCUCCUGUUGUCACUUGUCAAACCGAUCAACAAUGGUCCACAUCAAACUUCCAGUGUAUAAAACAAUGCUCUGGUGCACCUGAUGUACCAAAUGCUACUACCAACACCACGGUACGAAUAAUAAACACGGUGGCAGAUUAUGUUUGUAAUAGUGGAUACGUUGUAGACGGUACACCACAAUUAACAUGUCAACCUGACCAAAUGUGGACGACUGUUGACUUUGCAUGUAAAUUAGAAUGUCCCGAGCCACAAAAUAUAACAGAUGCGACUGCUAACUAUGCUGAUAAAUUUGUUGGUAGUAAUGCCACUUAUUCCUGUGAUCCUGAAACAGUUCCAGGCGGUUCUCCCAUCAUUACAUGUCAAACAGAUCAACAGUGGUCCACGACCGACUUUCAGUGUUUAAAACAAUGCCCUGUUGUACCUGAUGUACCAAAUGCUACUACCAACACCACGGUACGAAUAAUAAACACGGUGGCAGAUUAUGUUUGUAAUAGUGGAUACGUUGUAGACGGCACACCACAAUUAACAUGUCAACCUGACCAAAUGUGGACGACUGUUGACUUUGCAUGUAAAUUAGAAUGUCCCGAGCCACAAAAUAUAACAGAUGCGACUGCUAACUAUGCUGAUAAAUUUGUUGGUAGUAAUGCCACUUAUUCCUGUGAUCCUGAAACAGUUCCAGGCGGUUCUCCCAUCAUUACAUGUCAAACAGAUCAACAGUGGUCCACGACCGACUUUCAGUGUUUAAAACAAUGCCCUGUUGUACCUGAUGUACCAAAUGCUACUACCAACACCACGGUACGAAUAAUAAACACGGUGGCAGAUUAUGUUUGUAAUAGUGGAUACGUUGUAGACGGUACACCACAAUUAACAUGUCAACCUGACCAAAUGUGGACGACUGUUGACUUUGCAUGUAAAUUAGAAUGUCCCGAGCCACAAAAUAUAACAGAUGCGACUGCUAACUAUGCUGAUAAAUUUGUUGGUAGUAAUGCCACUUAUUCCUGUGAUCCUGAAACAGUUCCAGGCGGUUCUCCCAACAUUACAUGUCAAACAGAUCAACAGUGGUCCACGACCGACUUUCAGUGUUUAAAACAAUGCCCUGUUGUACCUGAUGUACCAAAUGCUACUACCAACACCGCGGUACGAAUAAUAAACACGGUAGUAGAUUAUGUUUGUAAUAGUGGAUACGCUGUAGACGGUACACCACAAUUAACAUGUCAACCCGAUCAAACGUGGACAAGUGUUGACUUUGCAUGUAAAUUAGAAUGUCCGGAACCCCCAACAAUUGUCAACGCCACUGUUUCGUAUCCAGAUAAAUUUGUGGGUAGUACAGCAACUUAUGUUUGUGUCAACGGGACAGCAUCAAGUGGAAACCCUGAUGUAAUCUGUGAAGUAGAUCGAACAUGGACAUCAUCUAGUUUUUCAUGCACCGCAGUUAAAUAACAUUAAAAUGUGUGACUCGAUCUUUUCUCCUUUUAUUCCAGGAAAAUCGCACAUAUGAUUAAUAAUGAGAUAAACGCAGAAUUAUUUUAACUGUAGAGGGAUAGCGUGUUGUAUUUCCUUUAUUGUGUCAUUCAUUCCUAAAUUUAAAUAAAACAAGAACAAUCCCAACUUCUACCCAAAUAACAUCAUUUGAAUUUUUCGGAUAAUAGCUCAUUUUCCCGGCUUAAUCGUCACUAAAAUAUAUUCAAAUGAUUAUUAAAGAUUUUAAUUUGAAAAACAAAAUCAUCUGUCAAUAAGGUAAAAUUUAAAACCAAACACUGCAUUCAAUCGAUGUUUGUAAUUCACCUUUUUUGGCCAGGUUACGUUUUCUUACAUACGUAAUCCUAGAAGGAAUAAAUACUCAUUAUUUUUAUAUUAUGCAGAUCAAGGUUGUGUCUGCUCCCAUUUUAAUCUGUCUCAAAUAAACAUUAAAAUUAACAUGUUAUCAAUUUAUUAGAUAAUCAUUUUAAACAAAUAAUCUGUUGGUUCAUUGGAUAAUUUAUUGUUUUAUUAUUGUAAGCUGAUAACGUAUUACUUUAUCAUUGUACGUAUACUGAUAAGCCAUUGAAUUAGUAUUGUAAGCUGACAAUUUAUUCUUUUAUCAUCGUAAACUGAUAAUUUAUUAUUUUAUCAUUGUAAGCUGUUAAUUUAUUACUUUAUCAUUGUAAACUGAUCAUUUAUUGUUUAACCAUUGUAAACUGUUAACUUAUUGAUUUAUCAUUGUAAACUGAUAUCUUAUUGAUUUAUCAUUGUAAACUGAUAAUUCAUUAUAUUAUUGUAAAAUGAUAAUUUAUUGUUUAUCAUUGUAAACCAACAAUUUAUUAAAUUGGCCACCAAUGUAAAUGUUUAUUUGUAUAGACGCCAGUCACUCAAAUCAUUGAGUUUGUAUUAUUAUAUUGGAGUAUUGAUUGAUAACAAUUCGUACUAAUAGUUUAUGGUUGGUAUUAGCUAUUAGUUUUUAAUUGGGGCUACGAUUCGUAUAUACGUCAUGUACAUGUAUAAAGAAGGUAAAUAUGUUUCUAGUAUAUUAUAAUUCACCCACAUGCAUUUUAU